This is a messenger RNA of Durusdinium trenchii, 4191 nucleotides long. The record is from the annotation of a GenBank genome assembly. Lineage: Eukaryota; Dinophyceae; Suessiales; Symbiodiniaceae.
AUGUGCGAAGUGAUGUUGGUAAAGGGUGGCCCCAGCCUCUUCAGCGGUUCCGUCCGACCUGCUGCAGUGUCUGCGGCUGCGCUGUCGGCGGUUCUCCUCUCGGGGAGGGUGGCACGGGUGGCGCGAGUGGCGCGGCGUCCACGGGGGUUGAAGGCGCAGGCGGCUGCCGCCUCACUGAUUCUGGAUGAUGGCUGGGAUGACGAGCCAGAGGCCAAUGAACAGGUGCCUUUGAGCAAAAGGGCCCCGUUGCUGAUUGAUGGCCGCAUCAUCAUCCCGCCCAAGAGCUUUCGGGUCACCAGUCCGGCCACUGGGAGCUUGGUCGGUGUGGCGCCAGAUGCCUCAGCUGACAUGAUUGAGGCAGCGGUGACCGCAGCCCACCGAGCAGCGCCUGGCUGGGCCCAGCUGCGGCACACGGAGCGAGCCAGCGUGCUCAUGUCCUGCGCGGACACUCUGCGAUCCAACUUAGAAGCUUUGGCCACGCUGCAGACCAAUGAGAGUGGGCGCCCCAUCUCGGAGACCCGCAUCGAGGUCAUGGUGGCUGCGGCGACAUUCGAGAAUGCUGCCAGAUUCCUUGACAUCAAUCAGGAGAAAGUCAUCUCUGAGGACGAAGAGAAGAAGGUGGUCGUCCGGCGGACGCCUUUGGGUGUUGUGGCAGUCAUUGCGCCCUGGAAUGCACCCAUUGUUUUGGGUUGGAAGCCAACUGCCACCGCGCUGGCCUGCGGCAACGCAGUGGUGCUGAAGCCGGCGCCCCAGACACCCUUGACCACCUUGCGCAUUGGCGAGCUGCUGCGGCCCAUCCUCCCACGAGGUGUUUUGAACGUCGUGGUGGGCUCCGAUGCGGUGUCAUUGAGGCCGGGUGAGAUCCUCACGAAUCACGACUUGGUGCGGAAAGUGGUUUUUACUGGCUCCACGGCCAUUGGAAGUAAGGUGAUGGAAGCUUGUGCGAACAACUUCAAGCGUGUCCUCCUGGAAUUGGGAGGCAACGACCCGGCGAUUGUACGAGAGGACGCUGACAUUGAAAAAACGGCCGAAGGCCUCUUCAAGGGAGCGUUCUUCAACAAUGGACAAACUUGCUGCGCUGCCAAGCGUAUCUACGUCCAGGAAAAGAUCUACGACGCAUUUGUGGAGGCCUUCUGCAAACGUGCGCGGAUGGCAGUCCUGGGGAAUGGCCUCUCAGCCACUACGGAGUUGGGGCCUUUGGCGAGUGCAGUGCAGCUGAAACAUGUGACUGAGUUGGUUGAGGAUGCUCGCCGCAAGGGUGGCCGCGUUCUGUGUGGUGGGGGUGCUACAGCAGGGCCUCCAGGAGAUGUGAGCUCCAACACGGGACUCUUCUACCUCCCCACCAUCGUCGUGGACGUCGCGGAGGGCACCCGGAUCGUUGACGAGGAACAGUUUGGGCCUGUAGUGCCUGUGAUGCCCUACAAGGACGACGAGGAGGCGAUCCUUCGGGCAAACAGCACGAAGUACGGCCUGGGCGCCUCCAUUUGGAGCGAAAACUUGGAGAAGGCCAAUGAGAUUGCCAAUCGGUUGAAGGCGGGCACCGUUUGGGUGAACAAGCACUGCGAGUUCAUCCGCAACGCACCCUUCGGCGGCAUCGACUCCUCGGGCAUCGGACGCGCCGGAGACCUGGGCGAUCAGGACCUGAGCCAGUACACGGAGAUCCGGACCUUGUGCUUGGCGAAAGUCCCGCCCAAAUUGCCUCCAGCCAUUGCUAGCCUCAAGAGGUGUCCAGAAGUGCAUCUGGAAGAACGUGCAAGGUCCAUGUUGCAGCGGCUCUUCCGGCGGAUCCGACCUACAGAGUGGCACCAACUUGAACAGGGUGCUGAGGAGGCUAUGCGGGUCUUUCCCUUCCAGCCGUUGGAGCUGCGGAGUGCUUUGGAGAGUCUGAAGGAUCCCAGCGGGCCGCCAGCUGUGAUUUUGCGUGGUCUUCCGCUGGAAAGCCUAUCCUCACAAGAUCGCAUCGAGUCCGAGGCAGCGGAGCAGGGAAGCGAAGCAGAGAAGUCGCUCAAGAAACUGAUUCUUCAGGAACUCUCCGAGUUGGCCGAAAAUUUCGACGCCAGUAAUCAGCGCGCGAAAGCUCUGGCACAAGCGGAGAUGGUGAACAUCGCCAAGGUGUGGCGUGCUCAGCGUGCCGUGGAUGACUGCAGAGGCAUGAAGGAGGUGGCCAAUGCUCGGUUGGAGCUUUGGCGGGAUGCGCUGGAAACCGCUGUGGCCAAGCGGAAGGAUGCGACACACCGCGAUGAGGUGCAAAACUCUUCGCGAGCGGAGGAAGCGGCAAGGGUCCAAUUGGCAGAGCUCCAGGCUGCUGCGCAGGAGGCGCAGCAACUAGCGGUGGAAUGUCGGAAGAAGGAGAAGGAGGCCUUCUUGGCCUCUUUCGAGUGCGACAGCUUCUUGGCGGCCGCUGAGACUGCCAUCGAAGAAGCGCAGCAGGACCUCGUCUCCAAGCGUGAGGCAGACUUGCAGGCGGUUCAAGAGGCUUUGCAGAAGGCCACAGAGCGGCUGCAGGAGUUGCAGAGCCGCAAAGACGAGAAGACGCAGGAUUUCAUGCCCAUGGUACACGACCAUCACUUCCCCCGCGGCGCUGGUGGACAGCAGUUCCGCGCCCUCUUGGGAUUCAACGAGCCAGACAUCCAUCACCAGGCGGCGAUGAGCCCUUGGCACGCGGCAGCCAUUUGGCCGGAGGUGGAGCGUGUGGCGCGGAACUACGGUGUGCAGACCUUGGUCAGCCAUUUGGCCGAAGAGGACGAAAGGUUCUUGAAGGCUUGCAAGGAUUGCCGCAUCGAUGCGGUGGCCAUCCACAGCUAUUGGCGAACUUUUCAGACCUUUGCCAUGGAGGCAGAGCAGAUCGAACGCACCACGAAUCAGGAGCUCUUGAACUCAGAGGAGCAGAGUGGCAGAGCGGGAGCCGCGGCCAUCGCAGCGGCCAGAGCCUUGCUGGAAAUUGUGCCCUUCAAGGAUCCCAGCCUCACGGUGCCCAAGCACACCGAGGCGCCCGACAUCUAUAGCGCCACUCGGACCGGACUUGAUCGUGCACUCGAAAAGGUCUGGCGCAAGAGAAUGCAACGCUUCAACGCUUUGGAGUUGGCCGUGGCCUUGGCACGCGUGAACUUUGGGCGUGAUGCCUACAAUGGCCACCGAACCGAUGAGUCGCGACAACGUGAGAUGGCCGAGGCGGCCCCAAAGAAGGAGAUAGGGACAACGCUUUGCACGGAGCUUCACGAGGAGCAACGGCCCUCUUCGCCUGACGUAGAAGAGGCGCCUGAGGCCAAGGGCUCGGAGGCGAAACCAAAGAAGAAUGACUCUGACUUCAAAGUCCCCACUGUGGCGUUGAAAAAUUCGGUGCCCAGUCCCAUGGGGACCAUCGACCACGAUCAGCACAUGCGGGUGCGGCGGUAUGGCGAGGUGAUUUUGGACCUCCGGGACAUGCCACGCUUCGAGGCCGAAGGGCAAGAGGAGGCCGUGAAUGCCUUCAAGCGUUCCUUGGAGCGCUGGAAGGAGGACUUCAACCUCCGGAGUGGUGACAUGAUCGUGAUCAACAACAAGCGUGCGGCUCAUCGUUGGCUGCAGCAUGCCAAAGUGCGCGUAGCCCAUGGCAGCCGAGGAACCACCUAUGGAGAAGUCGGCAAAAAGCAUGUCAAUCAGAUUUUUGUGCCAAGCUUGACACAGCCAGGUGUUUCACCUGAGCACAAUUUUCAGGCUUUGGAGCCAGAUGGGAAGGGCGACUGGGGGGAUGCCCGGGAUGCCUCCGGCCGGCGCUGGCGCAAGGUGGUUGAUGUCAGGUCUUGCCCCAUCGCCACAGAGGCUCGGACUGGUGAGCUCCUGCCGGUUAUGAAGAAGUACAUGGCAAAGCAACUCGGCAUAUUUAUUCCUGCGGGGCCUGUGAUCGACAGCAAAGGGUUGGCGGUGCAGACGGGCAGUGGGGCACCACGAGAGCGACCCAAGAAGACUUACGAAGAGGUGCAUGGCAAGAUGCCUGGUGGUCCAGUCAUCGACGAAGAGGGCUUGGCUGUGCAAUCGACCGGAGAGCCUUUGAUCCGAGCGACGUCCAGUAAACGGAUCGCGCUGUCGAAGUUCAACAUUUUGGGCUUCAGACGGCAUCAGGCGCUCAACGCCGCCUUGCCUGCUGAACGAGCCAAGGUUUCGAUAUGUGAUGCCCUUUACAUGCCCAGUAUCUCGGGCGUUCCUUAUUGA